AUGCUAGGCAAGACUAUUGUCAGACAAUCGAUUAACUUUGAGGAGAAGUUUGGACAUCUUUUUCCACAUGCACCCCACACCCAGAAUCAAAGCAUUGAUACCAUCUUCUGAGAAGAUAUGUUUGAGAAAGGGAAAAAUGAUGAACUUUCAAAAUUUAAAACUAAGCAUUCAGCGAAAAAGUCCAAGAUUUCUAUCAAGAAGAAACACAAGCAAUCAACUACUCAGGAUCUUAAGAAAAAAAACAGAAGGACUAUUGCGAAGAUGAAAUUACUUGCUAAUACACCUGACAUACUUUCAUCAAAGAUAAAAGUCAAUAGUAGAAUAGGUAAUGAGAAUAAAAAGUCAUCUGUAUCCAUCUCUGCAGGAGCUAGAGGGGUGUUUGACUCUGCUAUUGGGACAGAUAACUUGGCUUAUUCGUUUCAAUCUGCAGGGGACUCGUUCCUCCCCACUGUGAAAGAAUCAGAUGCUUCUGGAUCUCAAUGCUCUGUCUUAUUCAAUAUAAAAAGAAAGAGCCAUAUUAAGAAGUUUCAAGAACGUUCGGCUAUCAAUUCUUUUAAAGAGAACCUAGACUCUAUGCAAAGGCUUGUGAAUAUAAGCUAUGAGCAAUCUCUUAAAAAUAACACGACACAGGAGAACGGGCUGCUCCCUGUUAUCAUGGAUUCAGUGGACAGCUUUAAAAGAAAUUUGAGCGAUCUGAAGGAAAAAUGAGAAAUAAAAUUUGAGAUUUAUGAGUUGUUUCAGUCAAUUAUGUCCACUCUUUCAAUGAUGCUUUCAAAGCUGCAAGGGUCUAUCCAUACUAAAUCUCUUGUCUUUUCCUCUCAUGAGAAGUCCUUCAAAGAGGAGAUUAUGGAGAAAGAUAGGAUUAUUGAAUCCUUAAAGAAAAAGGAUACAGGCGACACAAUUCGUAGCUGUAUUAACACAACUAAGGUCAUCGAUACGAGAAUCAAUGACUUUAUCCAGAUGCAAAGUCUCAUGACUCGUGAGGAGUAUGAAGGCAUGUCCUACUCUAAAGCUGACCAGGAUCUUGAGGACAUGUUUGAGUUCUUUCAAUUCAUUGGAGGAACUCAUGUUGACAUCCAGACUUUUAGAGAAAAAUUCGAAAAUUUUGAUAAAUUUCAGAGUGUUAUUCGGUCUCAAGGAAAGAAUCUUCAAGUUAUCACUUCGAAAAUGAUGGCUAAGAGUAUGACUAAUGAGGGCCCACAGCUGACAACAGUCCAGACCCAGACCAGGAGGAUCGAUGAUAAUGAUCAGCUUCAGGAAUAUGAAGAUAGAAUUAAAGAACUAGAAUUUCACUUGAAGAACCAAGAUGCUUUGAUAAAUAGGGUCAUGGAGAGAUCCAAAAUGCUUGAAGAGGAAAAUAAAAAACUAAAAGACUCAAAUCUACAAGAAAGAAUCCAUUCAUCAGAAGUAGAGAACUGAUUUGAGAAGGGAGACAAGAAGAGACUCAAAUUAAGAUCAGAAGUCAAGUUCUUAGAAGAUCUUGCUAAGAAACAAUCUGCUUUGAUUCAAGCAAAGGAUAAGAUCCUUAUUAAGCAUGAUUUAUUAGACAAAGUAGAAAUGCCAGAUCUUUCAGGAGAGCAUGAGGAAAAACUAAAGGAGAUUAUCCUUCAAAAUGAGAAAAAUGACAGGCUGGAUCAUCUUGAAGAGGAUGCUGUGAAGGAAAUCGAGAAUGAUAUUUCUAACAAAAGCCACCAAAGAUUAAAAGGGCUAUCAUAUGAUUUUGCCAAAUCCAAGCUAUUUAAGAAUCCUUUCAAGCCUGUUUGAAAGGAUAGAGUUGUCCAGACUGAUGAAGGUUUAUUGCCUAUAGAAACAAGUAUUUCCUGCCAGAGGUGUGCCUCCAUUGUCAAUUCUGGAGAGUCUGAUACAAAACAACUAAUGGGAUCUGAGAAUAUGCAGUAUGAUAUGAAGAAUAAGAGAGAUUUUAAUUCUAAUAUUGAUAUCAAAGAUGAAAGAAGUCAACAUCUUUCAGAUAUAAGUUCUAAUCAAAAUUUGAGAGAUGAAAUGCAUUCUCCACUUACAAACAUCUCUAAAAAUUCCAAAGACACACAUUUUCCACUAAAUCAGCCAAAGAACCUAAAAUCCAAGCCUAAAACCCUCUCAGACCCCUCCAAACUCAAAAACCCCACCCAUAAAUCCAAAUCCCAAAUUAAAUCAAAAUUCUUCAAACCAAGCUCCAGACCUCACCCCAAGUCUACUCUCCAUCUUUCCGCCCACUCCAGCCCCUCAAAACCGCACAAAACCUCGCACAAGGCUACUUCGAAGACUACCUCUAACAACAAUGAUUUUACCUCGAGUAGUAAAUAUGAUAAGGAGCUCUUAAAGAGAUACGAACACUUAUUUCAUAAAUCUGGAGACCAAUGAGCAACACCUAGUGCCAAAAUCUCUCGCGCACAAUCAUCUGACUUUAAAGAUCUUCCAGAGAGCAACUUAAUACCCACUAACACUCUCAAAUCUCAGAAUUCCUUUACCAAAUUAGUGCCUAAGCUAGAGCCUCAUGUUCCUCUCCUAAGGAGACGAAUCAUUGUCAAUCGCAAUAGCUCUUCUAAAAGAUCGCAAAGGACUUUGAAGAAGAAUAGUGACCUGAACUUUACACAAAAGAUGUCUACUUUUAAUAAGGCUGUUGGCAAGGCAGAGUCGCAGAGAGCUCAGCUGGAACCAAAGAGACCGACUUCAAAGAAUGUUCGCAAAUCCAGGAAGUCUUCCAAGGCUUCACAGAGACAUGAUGAAAGCAAGUAUGUGUCUUUCCUUGGGGGAGCAUGCAAUUUUUCGGUUCAAUAAUUGAGUGGAAAUGUGGG
This is a messenger RNA of Moneuplotes crassus, 2795 nucleotides long. The record is from the annotation of a GenBank genome assembly. NCBI's taxonomy places the organism in Eukaryota, Ciliophora, Spirotrichea, Euplotida, Euplotidae.